AUUUAUAUUAAUAUUAAAUAUAUCAUUACAAUCAAUUCAAUGUAUUGAAAUUCCAGUAAAUGAAAUUAAGUAAGACAUAAAAGAUUUGAUAAAAAUUAUAAAUAAAUUCAAUUAAUAAAAAAAAUAAUUGUUAUAUAUUUACAUCUAUUGUGUAGUUCUUAUAUUAAAGGAAAUUUAUCAUGUCCAUUACCAUUAACAAGUUUGGAUUUUAUUUAUAAUUUUUCACAACUCAAUUUAGAAAUUGUGUUGGCCUUAUGUAUAUAUGACUUUGCGAAGUUCGUUUUUAUUGGUUAUCAUUACAACCAUUUAUUAAAUUUGUGCGUUUUUUACUUAGCUACAUAACACCAUUUAUUAUAAUAUUUGGUGUAUUAUUAAACAUUAUUCUUUUGUAAUGUUAAAUACACCUAUACUUUGUGAAUCAAACUUGUCGCUUUAUUUAAAAGCACUUGCAUUAUCUGAUAAUGGAGCAUUAAUAUUUAAUUAUGCUGUGGGUAUUGCAAAGUCACAUUUUAUAUUUGUUAAUAAUCUUUUUAUGAACAGUAGAUUUCUAUAAAGCUUAAAUUCUGUUACUAUGGAAUUCUUUCAAUUUACCUCAACUUGGUUGGUUGUAGUUCUCACAUGGACACGAGUAUUUGCUAUUAUAUUUCCUCUUGAAAUAUAUGGUCAUUAUAAUAAUUGUUCUAAAAUAAUAAUUAUUAUUAUUUUGAUAUGUAUCAGUUUUAUAAUAUCAUUAACAAAGUUAUAUUCAGGAGGCUAUGAAACAGAUAGUGUUUUUGAAUUUAUACCAUGUCAAAAAAAAAUAAAACCAUGGGGUAGUGCUAUGUAUUUUUAUGCAUUAUCUACUUGGUUGCCAGUACUUUUUAUAUUUAUUGGAAAUAUUUUAUUAAUUAUACAUAUGAAAAAAACUGAAAAAAUCCAUUGUCAGUUAACUCAAAAUUUCAGAUAUAAAAUAAAUAGAAUGCAUCAUACUUCUAAAACAUUAUUUGUAGUAUCAACUAUUUAUUUAGUGUUACUAUUACCCCUUGGUAUAGUUGAAACUUUAGAACUUUAUUGGGAUGUUGUAUUAAUUAAAUUUCUUGAUACUGAAAUAAAGAAAAAGACAGAAUAUAUAUAUUGGUUAAAAGAAAAAAUAUUAUUGAAAUGGUGUUGUGGUUUAUGCUUUCAUCAUUGGAAUUUUGCAAUUAAUUUCUUUUUGUAUUAUCUCACAGAUAAAAAAUUAAAUAUUAUUAUACAGACAGUAAAGCACUUUAAAAUUAUAAUUUUUUCCAUCUUUUCUAAAACUUAAUGAAUAUUCUAUCUCUAGCCUUAUUUUUCUGAAAAAUGAUAGCGCUAUUAUCGAAAAUAUUUAUGAACAGAAUUUAUAAAAAUUAUUAACAUUAAACAUCGCAAAGUUUUUAUG
Apis florea (little honeybee) is the source of this 1399-nucleotide messenger RNA. RefSeq lists its product as uncharacterized. Gene Ontology annotation, cellular component: membrane. The record is from RefSeq and is a predicted model, not a curated record. Gene Ontology annotation, molecular function: G protein-coupled peptide receptor activity. NCBI's taxonomy places the organism in Eukaryota, Metazoa, Arthropoda, Insecta, Hymenoptera, Apidae.